Eublepharis macularius is the source of this 3164-nucleotide messenger RNA. It is a transcript of the gene RETSAT, whose product is annotated as retinol saturase. The coding region runs from base 36 to 1874 and encodes 612 amino acids. Lineage: Eukaryota; Metazoa; Chordata; Lepidosauria; Squamata; Eublepharidae. The transcript is spliced from 11 exons. The record is from RefSeq and is a predicted model, not a curated record.
UCGGGGCUGAGCUGCCUGUUAAGCGGCGGAGGGUCAUGUGGGGGUAUCUGCUCGUCGUAGCGCUGCUGCUGCUGCUGCUGCUCUUUGCGGUCUACCGGGCGCGCGGCGGCCGGCGCCGCUCCCCCAACCCUUUCCUGGCAGAUUCCAGGCGGCCGCCGUCGCCUUUGGUGACCGACAAAGAUGCGCGGAACAAGGUUCUUAAACAAGCAUUCUCCCCUGACAGAGUUCCUGACCACCUGGAUGCCAUUGUCGUUGGGAGUGGCUACGGCGGCCUGGCUGCUGCUGUGGUCCUCUCUAAAGCGGGGAAGCGUGUGCUGGUCCUGGAACAGCAUGGGAAGGCAGGGGGCUGCUGCCAUACCUUUAAUAAGAAGGGCUUCGAGUUUGACGUAGGUAUCCAUUACGUAGGGCAGAUGCGGGAAAAUUCUUUUCAACGCAUGAUUGUCGACCAGCUCACAGAUGGACAACUCCAGUGGGCUGAGAUGGACUCUCCCUUCGAUGUAGUUGUUCUGGGAGGUCCCAUGAAUGGCAAGAAGUUUUACAUGUACAGUGGGCAGAAGGAAUAUGUUGAUGGCUUAAAGAAACAAUUUCCAGAUGAAGCUGCUGCGAUCGACAGAUUUGUGACGCUUGUGAGGAGAACUGCCAAAGGAAGUAGUCACAUGGCUCUUCUGAAAAUGCUCCCGAUGCCCUUGGUCAGAUUUCUGAACUCUACCGGCUUGCUGGGCUUGAUCUCCCCAUUCUGUAGGAUGGUAUCCAAAAGCCUUUCGGAAGUCAUUGCAGGGUUCACGACAAAUGCAGACCUGAAAGCAGUGUUCAGCUAUAUCUUCCCCACCUACGGAGUGAUUCCUACAGAGUCCAGCUUCCCUCUGCACGCGCUCAUUUCUGAUCACUACUCAAAAGGUGCCUGGUACCCUCAAGGAGGUGCCAGUGAAAUUGCAUUCCACUCCAUCCCCAUAAUCGAACGGGCUGGAGGGGCUGUCCUUACCAGGGCACCUGUGCAGAGCAUUUUGGUGGAUUCCCAAGGGAAAGCCUGUGGUGUAAGUGUUAAGAAAGGGCAGGAUCUCACACAUCUCUUUGCUCCUGUUGUGAUUUCGGAUGCUGGAAUUUUCAACACCUACGAGAGGCUCCUGCCAGAGAAAUUGCGAGCUUUGCCAGCUAUAAGGAGCCAACUGUCCAUGGUGCAGCAUGGUGUAGGAGGGUUCAGUGUCUUCAUAGGACUCAGAGGCUCGAAGGAAGAAUUGGGACUGGAAGCCAAGAACUAUUACGUCUACAAGCACAACAACCUUGAUGAAGCGUUCACAUCAUACCUGAAUUCCUCCAGAGAAACUGCUGCAAAUAACUUUCCUUUUGUGUAUAUUGCCUCUCCAUCGGCUAAGGAUCCCCUGUGGGAGAAGAAGUACCCAGGCAGGUCUACUCUGGUCAUUCUGACAGCUGCAAAAUAUGAAUGGUUUGAGGAAUGGAAGGAUGAGAGAGUCUCUAAGAGAGGAACGGAGUAUGAGGAUCUUAAAAAUAUUUUUGUGGAGAAACUGGUGGAAACCGUUCUUGGAAUUUAUCCUCAAGUACAAGAUAAGAUUGAGCAUAUAUCUGCAGGGACUCCUCUCUCCAACCAGCAUUAUAUAGCUGCUCCACGGGGAGAAAUGUAUGGAGCGGAACACUGCCUCUCUCGCAUGCAGGUUGAAGUCAUGGCAACAGUCAGACCUCAGACCCCCAUCCCGAACCUCUACCUGACAGGCCAGGACGUUCUUGUCGGGGGCUUUGUGGGAGCGCUUCAUAGUGCCCUGGUCUGUGCUUCUGCUGUCCUUCAACACAACCUCUACAUCGACCUCUUCCAGUUACACCGAAAAAUCAAAGCCGAUCAUUUCAAAAAGAAAAACUGAGCCUCUGCUUGCUGAAGGUUCUCCGUUCUCUGCAGAUAAUUUUGGAAGUUGUUUGCAUUUGACCUGCGUUUGAUGCCAAGUGAGUCCCCAAAUGAGCCACGCCUUGAGUUCUGCUGCUGUGCUCUGCAGUUUUUUUUGGCUGUCAAGCUUUAUAGGAAGAAGUCUAGCAAUCUCAUUGGACCUUCUACGUGCAAAUGUUUCUGUAUGCCGUCCAUUGAUUUAUACAUACACCCCUAUGAAGAAAGUAUUCAGGAUUUACAUUACAGAAGAGUGAUCAAGUACGCACUUCCUCCGUAUGUAUUGGAUACUUUAACCUGUGCUGUACAUUGUAAACAGACAAGGGAGCCUGAAAAUGAGCAAGACUGUCUUCAGAAAAAAGAUAAGAUUGGAGGUCUCCCAUACUGAUCCAGAGUAUUUUUUAAAAGGUUUUAACUGUCUCUUAAUGGUAGAAUGAGCUGGGCCUUGUAUACCGAAACGUUUACUGGUAUGGGCAGAAACGUCAGGCUGCCAAACGGAGGGGAAAGUACUCUGUUGGUUCUGACUUUCUUUUUGAAGACUAGACCACUUCUCACUUGCGGCCUUUAUAAUUGCCUGAGUGAGGUACCCCAGACUUCCACGCAACUUGUUUCUUGGAAUUACAUGCCCUCUUAUGAGCUCCUGCGUCACUGGAAUAUGCAAAACAGCCCGAUGGUAGGCGACACCAGCCUGAGGUCCAAGAGCCCCCAAGAGAUGGCGUACCCUUCCUUACUGCAAGGACUGCCAGCCGUUAGAAUGUGAGCCUUUCCCCAACAGGGUGUAGAUUCUAACGUUGUUCUGAAAUUGUCAGAUUUAUCUACUUUCUACUCUCCCUUCUGUUCCCCUUGCCUUGUGAUUCUUUUAAUAUGUAAGCCUGAGGGCAGGACCUGUUUGUUCGUUUUUUAAUUGAUGCGAUGUAUAGGAAACAGUUAUCUGAGAAAUGGUUUGUCUACCUGUGGGAGGAAAAGAUACGGGAGCCCCUUGUCUUUUCCCUUGAAGGUUGGAUAGUGUCAAGGGAUUGUGUUUUUUUUAAAGUCAACAAAUGGGACACAGGGAAAGGGUUAAGCAUGUCCUUUGUCACCUGGUUCUGCUUUUCAAUUCAGCCUCCGAGGCUGCUUUUCAGUUUAAAAGAAACCGAGGGGUGGGGGGAGGACACACCUGUAACUCUGUAUCAAGUCUAGUUUAGCCUUGAAUGUGCAGGAUGCUGAUAUUCCUUAUUCCCAGAAAGUGUAAAUGUUUAUGGCACUGACUAAUAAACGGUUCUUGACUAAUGAA